UCUCCGGAUAAGUCAAGCCAGUCACGUAGCUGGAUGAAGCAGUUAAGUGUGGUCAGUUGAUCGCUUCAGUUUCUCAGAGUUAGUGUUUCGUGGGAUUUUACCCCUGACGUAUUUUUGUUCCAUCACCCCCCCCCCCCCCCCCCCCUCCUGUAAUCUUUUAGUGUUUUAUAGUUCUCGGUCUGUGUAUGUGCGCGAAUGAUUUUUCAAGUCUUAAACGAAGAAGGAUAACUCGGUGAUUGUUUAUUUCUCUCCAAAAUUGAAAAAAUACUUGCAUCAAAAUGCCUGUCUUUCACACGAAAACUAUCGAGAGCAUCUUGGAGCCCGUCGCACAGCAGGUUUCAAGGCUAGUUAUACUACACGAAGAAGCUGAAGAUGGAAAUGCCAUGCCAGAUUUGGAGCGCCCUGUUCAGGCAGUCAGCAGGGCCGUCACCAACCUUGUCAAAGUCGGCAGGGAAACCAUCAAUUCUUCUGACGAUGCUCUACUCAAGCAAGAUAUGCCUAGUGCUUUGUACAGAGUCGAGGGAGCCUCCAGACUGCUCGAAGAAGCUUCGGCCAUGCUCAAACAAGAUCCGUACUCCGGGCCCGCCAGGAAAAAGCUGAUAGAAGGAUCGCGGGGCAUUCUCCAAGGCACAAGCUCUCUCCUUUUGUACUUUGAUGAAAGCGAAGUGAGGAAAAUAAUCCGUGAGUGCAAAAGGGUUCUCGAUUACUUGGCCGUCGCCGAGGUCAUUGAAACGAUGGAAGACCUAGUACAUUUCUUGAAAAAUCUCAGCCCCUGUCUCAGCAAGGUUUCGCGUGAAGUUAGCGCCAGGGAAAAAGAACUCACGCACCAGGUGCAUCGGGAAAUAUUAGUGCGCUGUUUGGAUGAGGUGAAAACACUGGCGCCAAUUCUGAUAUGCUCAAUGAAGAUCUUCAUCCACAUAAUUGGACAUGGAGGAAAGGGUGCAGAAGAGGCGGCGGAGAAUCGAAACUACCUUUCGGGGCGAAUGUCGGACGAGCUUAACGAGAUUAUCAGAGUCUUACAGUUAACGACUUAUGACGAGGAAGAGUGGGAUGCUGAUCAAUUGACGGUCUUGAAAAAAGCGCAAAGUGCCAUCGAAUCACGCAUGAGAGCUGCCCAGGACUGGCUUGAAGAUGGAAGUGCUCUGAGAGGUGGUGUCGGUGAAAAGAGUCUCAGGCAAAUUAUUGAGCAGGCUGAACGUCUCGCCGAACGCUGUCUGGCCCCGUCACAAGCCGAACCAAUCACGAAAUUGACGUCACAAAUUACCACCAUGACUGAUGCUCUCUGCGAACUGCGACAGGAUGGAAAAGGAAACUCACCACAGGCAGAAUCGCUCGCUCGUGCCAUAAAGGACAAACUAAAUGACCUGCGUUCCACGGUUUAUUCGACUAUCGUAGCUGUGGACAAAUCUGGGAUUGCACAAACGGCUCACACAGUCGCAGGCCGAUUAGAGCAGGCUAAUAAGUGGCUUCUUAAUCCUCAAAAUGACGAUAAGGGGCUCGGUCAGAGGGCCAUUGCGCUGAUUGUUCAUGAGGGUAAAAAGAAUCAACAAAAUAUUGCUGACGUGGCCGAAGGCUUGCCCGGGAUUCAUAAGGCAGAGAUACUGAAUCUCUGCGAUGAGGUCGACAACUUGUCUCGUCAACUCGGCGAUCUCUGUGCACACGGUCAAGGAAACACACCGCGAGCUCAGGAUACCGCUCGCCAGUUAUCCCAGAAAUUGUAUGAGCUUAAGAACCGUAUUCAGCAAGCAGUUGUGUCCAGGGUCGUAGAGGACUUUAUCGAUAUUUCUACACCACUGAAACAGUUCACCGAUGCGGUCCUCUCGCUUGAAGGAACUCCUGGACGAGAGCAAAACUUCAACGACAAAGCUCAUGCUCUUCAGACGUUCUCGAACAGAGCUGCUAAAACAGCAAGGAUGGUCGCUGCAGGAGGAAGCGGUGGUAACAAAAAAUUGGCUGAGGCACUGGCGGUUAGCGCUUCUCAGGUGGAAUCAUUGACGCCGCAACUGGUUAAUGCCGGUAGAAUUCGAAUGACCUAUCCGGAGAGUAAGGCGGCUGAUGAACAUUUUGAAAACCUACGUCAACAGUACGCGGAGACGAUCCAGCGGGCGAGGGCUCUCUGCGACGAGGCUACAGACAGCGGAGACUUUAUUCGUACCUCCGAGGAGCAAAUUCAAAAACAUUCGUUCCUCUGUGACGAUGCCAUCAGUAAGAAUCAUCCGCAGAAAAUGGUGGACAACACGGCGGCCAUUGCGAGGCUUGCGAACCGAGUUAUACUCGUUGCGAAACAGGAGAGCGAUAAUAGCGAAGAUCCUGCGUUUAUUCAGCGGGUAAAUCUUGCUGCUGACGGUCUUCAAAAUAGUGUGGCUCCCAUGGUUCAGGAUGCAAAGGCAGUGGCUAUCAACACUAACGAUGGACCGGCUGUCUCUCGCUGGAGGGAAAGCAACAGAGCUCUUCUUUCCAACGUUGGCCAAGUUCGCAAGGCUAUUACCGUCAAUCCAGAUCUGCCACCACCGCCAGAUAUGUCUCAACUGCGAAUCAACAAUGAGGAACAAAUGCCAGGUCAACAGUACAGUUACUUCACAGAUAAAGUUGGGCAGCCUUUACGAAACCAACCAUCACCGAGCAGCUUGCGCGUCACAAGUCCAACUCUGACCGCCAAUAAACCACAGGGGCGUUCUGUCAGUCCUUUGCCAAAAUGGGCUCGCGGAGGAGAUAACCCUGAUCUCCUGUACCAAGAACUGGCUUCUGAGGAUGAAUUAGAACAGUCAAUGCGAGCCCGAGAUAUGGCUCCGCCUCGUCCUCCUCUACCUGGAGGUGAACUGCCACCACCAAGACCGCCGCCACCAGAGACAGAUGAUGAAGAUGAGAUGUUCAUGCACGCGCCGCAGCCAAACCAGCCCAUAAUGAUGGCUGCUCAUGGUCUGCAUCAAGAAGUACGUCAGUGGUCGAGCAAGGAUAAUGACAUUAUAGCUGCUGCGAAGAAAAUGGCUGUCCUGAUGGGCAGAUUGUCUGGCUUGGUCAGGGGCGAGGGAGGCAAUAAGAGAGAUUUGAUUGCCUGUGCUAAAGCGAUCGCAGAAGCGUCACAGGAGGUGACGCGUCUCGCUAAGGAACUAGCCCGGGAAUGUACAGACAAACGUAUUCGUACGAAUCUUCUACAAGUCUGCGAACGCAUACCGACUAUUGGUACACAACUGAAGAUUUUGUCAACAGUGAAAGCUACUAUGCUGGGAGCACAAGAAAUGCUUCCCAGCUGGAAGGAAUUAAUACUACAUGGUACCGAAGAAGAUCAAGAAGCCACAGAUAUGUUGGUCGGAAAUGCUCAGAAUCUUAUGCAAAGUGUUAAGGAAACAGUUCGUGCCGCAGAAUGCGCCAGCAUCAAAAUCCGUACUGCAUCUGGCAUGAAACUACGCUGGGUACGCCGUCAACCUUGGUACCAGUACUGAACGUUCGGAAGAAUGUCGUAUUCGACUUGUUCAGCAUAGUGGGUUUUCAUAGACAUACGUAGAUUAAUACAACAGGAUCAAAGCAAUAUGACAAAUACUAUACAUAUAGGUAUAUUCCAUAUAUGUAUUGCUCAUUGCCUUAUGUGAAUUGCAUAAAAGAAACCAGAUACUACAUGUUGAACUCUCGAACCAACCACUGAAAUCUUUAACGCGAUCCGAGAACUGAAAAAUCAUUUAUUCAAAAGCGUUACUUAUUUCGUAAGUAACGAUACAUUUAAUAAAUUAUCGGCGUGUACGAAAAGAGAUACUGUAUUUAUGCGACAUACCUAUAAAGAAAUACACAUAAAGUGAAACUGUGCAAUUGGAUGUCGAAUGUAGUAAAACAUAUUGAUUAUUACUUUUAUAUUUUCGCGAUUUCAAUAGUGCUCAAUGACUAAAUUAGAGAAUGAAAAAAAUUAAAAAGAAGGCCAACAAUUUGCUGAAAUAUUUUUAUCAAGUACUAAUCUGAUAUUAGACACAUGUGGAUAUUCAGCUUGCUGCAAUAGUUUAUCACACUGCAUCAUCAAACUAUAGAUAAUUUUUUACUUGUGGUGAAAGAACUUGACUGAACUUAGAAUGUGUUGAAUUUUGGAUCGGUCGUUGUGUUCGUUACACCUAAUUUUGUCUGCAAAUUAAAAUAAAUUUUGUCCGACAAUCGCGUGUAGUUGCAUGAUUUUCUACAAUUAAAUGCCUUUCAAGAAAGAGCAAAAUAAAUGGAAAUUAGAAAUUAGAAACAGGGUAUUACAGUAAACUUUACGAAUCAAUGCCUGGUCUAUCAUUUUAUAGGAGUCUAGACGAAUCCAAUCAUGUUUGUUACAUAGAAUAUAAGUGAAAGUAAAUAUUUUAUAAUCGAUCUUCAUCCAUUGAACAAAGAACGAAUAGUUCAUAUUUCACAAAGGCUUGUUAAAAAAUUUUUUGCAUAAUAUUUGAUAUACUAAAUUGCAGUUAUCAAAUCAUCGCACUGUCAUGGCAUUAAUAUUUUUUCACAGAAUCAAUGAAGGUCUCAUGUCAUUAUUAUCUAUAAUAAAAGCAAUUAGUUAGGCUUCCAAUUAAGCUAUGAAUAGCUUCGCAAUGUAGGGUGCAUAUGUAAUCGGUAAUCGUUAUAUGUACGUCUAUGCGAUAUUGUAUAAUCUAUUUUUAUAAUGUCUCGUGCAAUACCUAGGGUCCCUUUAAAUAGUUGUGAUGUUUAUCAAUCCUUAAACGCUGCCUUCUUAUUGUAUGUAUAUUGGUGCUAGUGAGCUGUGCAAUUUUAUGGAUAUCUACAGAUAUAUUAAGAUUGUACUCAACAUAAAUCAGUAGACCUUUAUAUUAAAAAAUGACUCACAGCAAAUUUACACAAUUUAUGAUAACAAUAAUAACAACUUGAGUAACUAAAGUCGGAUUGUUAUUUUUUUUUAAAUAUAUUUAUUAAUUUUAUGAUAACUUAAUUUACUAUAUAUAAAUAUACAAUAUCUUCCUCUGUGCAUCAGUUAUAAUAAAGUAAUUGUCAGUUAGUAA
Neodiprion virginianus is the source of this 4979-nucleotide messenger RNA. RefSeq names its product vinculin (gene Vinc). Bases 279 to 3443 code for a protein of 1054 amino acids. The transcript has 20 exons. Lineage: Eukaryota; Metazoa; Arthropoda; Insecta; Hymenoptera; Diprionidae. Gene Ontology annotation, cellular component: actin cytoskeleton. Gene Ontology annotation, biological process: cell adhesion. The record is from RefSeq and is a predicted model, not a curated record. Gene Ontology annotation, molecular function: structural molecule activity; actin filament binding.